This is a messenger RNA of Daldinia childiae, 486 nucleotides long. Its product is annotated as Noranthrone monooxygenase. The coding region runs from base 1 to 486 and encodes 161 amino acids. Lineage: Eukaryota; Fungi; Ascomycota; Sordariomycetes; Xylariales; Hypoxylaceae. The transcript has 2 exons. The record is from RefSeq and is a predicted model, not a curated record.
AUGACAUCUACAAUAAGUGCCCAAGCCACUGCCUUAGUGUCGGGGUCUUUCCUCUCCGGAGCCAUGAUGUCACUAUCAUUCAUCGCUGUGCCGGUCUUCCUCGAUACCACAUCACAAUCGCCCCAGCUCUUCCAACAAUGGGCACGAAUGUAUAGCUAUGGACAUCAAGCAUUACCCACCUUGGCCGUCGGUACAUGCCUCCUCCAUCUAUACACCGCCGCCAAGAGGCGCGGCGCUAAGAAGAGUUGGGGAAUUUUUGCUGUGGCUGGUGUGACGACACUUAUCAUGUUGCCGUUCACAUGGCUCGUGAUGGCGCCGACUAACAAUGAACUUUUUGGGCUUGAAAUCUUGAGCAAAAGUGAGCCAGAGAUCGCGAGCAUUGCUGGGGCUAAGGAGUUGGUAGCAAGGUGGGCUAAGUUACAUCUCACUAGGUCAAUUUUCCCCUUUGCGGGGGCUAUUUUUGGAGCAAUCGGGAUAUUUUCUUAG